This is a messenger RNA of Aspergillus melleus, 1041 nucleotides long. Its product is annotated as M20 family metallopeptidase. The coding region runs from base 1 to 1041 and encodes 346 amino acids. The record is from RefSeq and is a predicted model, not a curated record. NCBI's taxonomy places the organism in Eukaryota, Fungi, Ascomycota, Eurotiomycetes, Eurotiales, Aspergillaceae. Gene Ontology annotation, molecular function: hydrolase activity. The transcript is spliced from 3 exons.
AUGAACAAACCCCCCGUCGUCUCCCUCCUCUGCGACCUCAUCGAGGUACCCAGCAACAGCGACCACGAACAAGACGUUGCCCGAUUCCUUGAUAAUCAUCUCACCCAACUCGGCUACACCGUCGAACGACUCCCCAUCGCAGAGAACUCGACCCGCGAGAAUGUCUACGCGUAUCUUGGCUCUACGCGGAAAACUCGCGCCUGCCUCUCGGCGCACAUGGACACCGUCCCGCCCCAUAUUCCGCUGCGCAUCGAGGGCUCGACGAUCUACGGUCGCGGGGCCUGCGAUGAUAAGGGGCCCAUGGCUGCGCAGAUCAUUGCAUUGGAGGAACUGCGUGCGGAUGGGCUUGUGAAGGAGGGGGAUGUGGGAUUGUUGUUUGUCGUGGGCGAGGAGAAAGGUGGGCCCGGGAUGAUCGCGGCGAAUGAUCAGGGAUUGAGCUUUGAGGGGGUAGUCUUUGGGGAGCCGACCGAGGGGAAAUUAGUGGUUGGGCAUAAGGGACAUUUGGUCUUUGAGUUGAUUGCGGAGGGGAAGGCCUGUCACUCCGGAUACCCCCAUCACGGCGUGAACGCGAACACGGCACUAGUUGCAGCCCUGAAUGAUUUCCUGUCGACUGAGUUUCCCGAAUCAUCCCUUCUUGGCCCCUCGACUCUCAACAUCGGCAAGAUUGAAGGAGGCGUGAGCUAUAACAUUGUGCCGGCAACUAGCACUGCUCUCUGCGCUGUUCGCGUGGCAACUGACAUGGCUGGGAUCAAGAAGAUUGUCGCGGACGUCGCUUCUCGACAUCCCAAUGUUAGACUUGAGUUCAAGUUCGAAUACCCCGAAACAUUGUUGGAUCAUGAUGUUGAAGGCUUUGAAACGGCUCCAGUGUCGUAUGGAACAGACGUACCUCGCUUCAAGGGCAACCACAAGAAAUAUCUCUAUGGGCCCGGGUCGAUUUUGGUAGCACAUGGAGAAAAAGAGCAGAUCGAGCUGAGCGAGCUGCUGGAAGGGGUCCAGCAAUAUAAGAAGCUGACGCUUCAUUUGUUGAAAGGCGAUGCAUGA